CUGGCGCAUCUCGUUAGGGUUCACAACGAAACAAUCCGAUGUGGAGAUUUUACGCCGAGGUGAGAAGAUAUUUGGGAAAAAUGCAUCGACUCACGCUUUGAGGGAUGAAAGAUCAUUUUUGUCCUUAACCCUUUCUGCACCGACAUCUGAGAAACAAUCGAGCAGAAGAUGAUGCGCCAGGUGACGACCAGUGACUUCUGCAUGAGCAGCCGGCCGUCGUGUCUCGCCGAUGACGCCCACCACCCCCCCUCCCACUUUGACCUGUGCACCCAGGCCAACAAGUUCUACCCUCCUCCCCCUCCGUCGGCCCUUCAGAUGACACUGGCUCCCAUGGUCUUACCCGCCCAGAGCCACAAGUCCAUGGUGUGCCAGAGACAGGAAGUGCUCGGGGACUCGCCUGGGAAAGUAUCCUGCAUUAAGAGCACUGAUCCGGCACCAGAUGACGGCAAGAAGAAGAACAAGGCUGCCGGGAAGAGUGGCAGACGUGGGAGGCCCCUGGGAACCACCAAGCUAGCCGGGUACAGAACCAGCACAGGGCGACCCCUCGGCACUACCCGAGCGGCGGGGUUCAAGACCAGCCCGGGACGGCCGCUGGGGACCACCAGAGCGGCGGGGUACAAGGUCAGCCCGGGACGGCCUCCUGGCAGCAUCAAGGGCCUCUCUCGCCUCAACAAACUAGCCUACGGUAGCACCUGCAGCGGAGCGGCUUUCCCCUAUCCGCUAGUACACAAGGAAAUCCUCUGUGAACCUUCCUGCAAAGAGAAGACAGCUAAUGAGUAAAGGCUCGAUUCCCCUACGUCGGUUGAAUAAGAGACACAUGUGUACAGGUCUUCUUGCCAGAUUCUGGGGGAGAUUGCAACCUUUCCCAGUCUGCUGAGAGGAGUUUUUUAUUAUUAUUCGUGUUGGUGUCAUCUGUGUGCCUGCCACCUGAUAUAAUACUGUUAGUUUUUCAGUGCUACUGCUGGAGAUCUAUAGUGAGAAGGUUUCACUACACCUUGCUGUAUCGGUUUUCUUGGGAAAAAAGUCAAACCAGAUGUUUAUUAAGCAGGGGGCGACUGUAGUAAUAGGUCAGGACAAGUUCAAUAUUUAGCUUGCUUUAUGUAGCAUUCAAACACCAUUGAAUAAUUCGUAUUUUUUAUUACUGUAGUCAUUUUAAAAUCUUUUAUUAUAAAUAAAACAAAGUAGGCCCUCAUGAGAGGAUUGUGAGCCGCAGGUGUGUGAAACAUGUUGGGCCGCUUUAGGGCACAAAACAAGGACACAUUUUGCUACUGUAUGUUCAUCACACCAUAUUUGAUUUCCAUUUUAGCGGAUGUUGGGAAUUAACUCUUGUUCUUAAUUUGCAAACACAUGCAAAGCAAAAAGCGAGGAGAAAGAGGGACAAGUAGCAACAUGGAAGGUUUUUCAGAAAUGUGGUCUUUAAUUUCAAGAGCAAAAUGUGAUAUGUAUCUCCUGUUAUGUGUUACAUUUGUAAAAGGAGGAAUCUAUCAUCAAAGUAACAGUCGGGGGUCAGGUGCCUUGCUCAGUGGCAAGACAGAUGUGUCUAAACCUCCACGCUAAUUGCUACCAAACAUUGAAAUCAAAUUUAAAAAAUCUGUAAUUGAAUAAAAAAAACAGUCUUAUUUGAAUUGAAAUAAGGUUUAGUCAAAGGUUAAGUUAACAAAUGUAUCAACAGGCAUUCAUUUUGAACUUUUGUUAUCUGACAUUUCUUCAUUUUCGUUUCUACGGACAUAUUUAGUUUUAUUUUCCAAAACAAUUCCAUUUUGCCACAUUGCCAUUAUUUCUAAUACCUUGAUUUUGUGGUUACACAUGAUCAAAUCUCCAAGUUAAAACAUUUUUGCAACAGAAUGUUGACUAUCCAUCAAAACCCCUGUUUCCAUUAUUUAAGGGAUACAAACUUAGCUAACAUGCACAAUUUAAAUAAAAAAAAUAUCUAUAUAUAUAUUAGCUUUAAGGUCCCUUUCAUCCCAAGAAAAUCCGAAGAUUGAUAUUCAAAAUAUCUUAUCUGUAACAUGAAUGUGUUGCUGAAUGCACUGAUUAUUACUAAUAUGGUAGUGACAUUGUAGUUAUAACAUGUAUUUACUGAAACUAUGCUAAAAAAGAGCAUUUAUUUGAUGUAAUACGUGUGUGUUACCAACCCCAACUAAAGCCUCAAACAUAGUCUUGCUAGUACAGAAAGAAUACAAAGAUACAUUUUUAAUUUGCAUUUGAAUCAUGAUCAUGUAUGGUUUUAAUGCUGAAUCAUAAACAAAGGAGACCAUCACUGAUGAUCCUUUCUUCUGUGCUUUUACACUGUGAGCCGCCAGGUUUUAUUUAGUGGAGAAUCUGCAGACAGGUGGCGCUGUUAUUACAGUUAUUACAGAAGCAGAGGUAGGAAAAAUCACUUCCAUUACAUUCAUCAUCAUUUCAAGUUUUCAUUUUAACAAUGAGGAGGUCAAAUGGUGUCUUUUGUUUAAUCAUGUUGUCUAAGGUACAAUACCAAACUGUAGAUCUUAGACUGUUUGGGAAGCUGGUGUUUUAAUGAAAUGCUAAAAUGUUUAAUAAUUAAGGCUGACGACAGGAAUGAAAGAUGCAGUCGUUUCAUUGAUUACAUUUUUGUCAUUUCACAAGAUGCUUAAUGCACACUAAAUACAGAGUCAGUAAUAUUCAGAAAUGGCUGUUUAUGUGCAUCACCGUACACUGUCUUUUAUUAUAAAUGUAAAACUUUGCCCUGAUUACCACUCAGUUUUUGGUAUUGGUAUAAAGGCAUUUUAAAUCCUGAGAGUUUAGAAACAGUAAAGCUUCACUGAGUUGCUCCCUCAUGGUGAAAUAUAAAAUUGUUACAUUUGGUGCAAUAAUCUGUUGUAUGUGUGUAUUGUACUGUGGGAACUUUGAUACUAUCACUUUCUUAUUGUCGUUGUAUUUUUAUACUUGUGUACAAGGCCUUCUCUCACCUGUUUUCUUGAUGUGUGUAGUGUUACUGAAAUGUCACAUACAAACAUCCUUUUCACACUCCUUUACCAAAGAUUAUGACGUUACCUAGUAGACUUUUACUCUAUUUGAUUUAAAAAAUGUUCCGACAUCUCACAAAAUAACCUUAGCAUGUACGUUACUGUGUAAAAGGUCAAUGAAAAAGCACUUGGAGACCACUAUCUCUUUAAAGGGUAGUAUGAUUGUUUGAAUGAGGAAAAAUACUUUAAAUUGCAUUUAAAGGUGUCACAAAGCCAGUUUCUUAAAUGCAUUGUAAAUUGCUACACAUUGAUAAUGUAAACUUAGUUCCUCGCGACUUAUCGUAUUUAUAUAAUCUAUUCAGCUUUGGCAGUAGUUCUCUUUUAAUUAUAGUUCUUACGGAGUGACGUUGUAUUUGUUAAUGACGGAUUUUUGUUAGGUUUAUGUCUGACAUGACGCCUGUUUUACAUUCUUGAGUUUUAGUUUUUUUUAAAGUCUUUGUGUUAGAUUGUUUUUUUUUUGUUUUACUCAUUUUAUUUUCAAGGCUUUUUGAUGCCUAUGAUGAGAGGGAGGCUAAAGGGAUGCUGGCAGGAUGCACUGUUUUCUGAGCAGUCCCUUUUUCACAGAAGACGUCUUGGACUGUCACAUUAUAAAAUUCACUGUCACCAUGUCACUGAUUUCUGAGACACUUGAAUUAACUGUGAAUGAGCAACACAUCAUAUUUGUUUUCUUUACCAGGUCAAAUGUCUGCUUUGAAAAAGGACUUUAUCUGUCCUGCUCCAUGUUUAUGGGAGCCUCAGUUCCACGAGCUUCCGCAUGUUAAUGUUGCUUUUUAAAAGCUGACACGUUAUUGACUUUUAUAUUCAUAUUUAAGUCUAACUUAGGUAUUUCCCUUUGCACUUAAAAGCACCAAGUCUUUAAAUUAACAUAAACGUUUAUUUUGGGAACAUUCAACAGCGUUAGUUCCUAGGAGGUGUUGCUGGUGGAACAGGGGCUAGUUUCUCUACCACUAAUUUCUGUAAAUCCAUACAAUCUUUCAUCUGCAGAUCUUGGUCCUUUUUUUAAUGUUAAUUAAUAUUCCCAAAAAUGUCUUCGGCUUUUGGAGUUUAAUCUUAUUAGGAAGAUUGAUGAAAGAAAAUGUAUUGAGAUACAAAUAUUAAUAGUACAGAGACAUUGUUUGACAUGGUUAACAUUGGGUAACAAUUAAAGCAGGACUUUAACAUCUGAACAUCACAACACUUUUGUCUUAUUAUCGGAGAUAUUAGUUUUUCUGCACUGUUGCCAGAUUUUUUUUAAAGAGCCAAUACCUUCACAUGUUAACCGUGUAAUGACUGAUUUUGUCAGCAUGUAAAGAGUCACCUCAGAGCACCCUGUGUACGUCUGUUUCACUGAGUUUAAAUUAUUUGGGAAAAGUUGUAGGAACGUAUGUCAUGCAAAGUACUUUUUUCUUUCUUACCGACAUUUGAACUGAACUGACAUUUUGGAUAUGAACCUCUGAAUGAGGACAACACAAAAGGGAUAAGGAGGUUUAUGGAAGUUGGUUUACCUAAAGACUCAAUAAUAUGCCUAAUUUAUAGCAAUUCCUGUCAUUAAGCUGUAAAUUAAAUCAGUGCACAGAAAUUCAUACUUUAUGUUGUAUUUCUUUUCCCCGUGUGAUGUACUCUUCCCACCAUCUUCAGCAAUAAAGCAACACAUGGUAUGUUGUCUGUAGGUGAUGAUUUUCCAAACUUUAACUCACCUAUCGAGUGUUUUUGAGACAAUGUGAAGCCUGUAAAGCUUUCUAUAAUUCCUAUUUUAUUCCUGCAUGAUUGUUGUGGAAUGUUCAAAAGUUGUGUAAUAAAUCAGAAAAUAACACACUUUGAAA
This is a messenger RNA of Trematomus bernacchii (emerald rockcod), 4789 nucleotides long. It is a transcript of the gene cunh5orf24, whose product is annotated as chromosome unknown C5orf24 homolog. The record is from RefSeq and is a predicted model, not a curated record. NCBI's taxonomy places the organism in Eukaryota, Metazoa, Chordata, Actinopteri, Perciformes, Nototheniidae. Bases 169 to 780 code for a protein of 203 amino acids. The transcript is spliced from 2 exons.